Molecule: messenger RNA, 3633 nt
Organism: Exophiala viscosa
Lineage: Eukaryota; Fungi; Ascomycota; Eurotiomycetes; Chaetothyriales; Herpotrichiellaceae
Exons: 3
Coding region: 1-3633 (1210 amino acids)
Biological process (GO): protein deubiquitination involved in ubiquitin-dependent protein catabolic process
Cellular component (GO): nucleus; cytoplasm
Molecular function (GO): cysteine-type deubiquitinase activity; K63-linked polyubiquitin modification-dependent protein binding
Source: RefSeq, a predicted model, not a curated record
AUGGAUCCCAAACUGCUUCGGGGCGUUUUCAAUCAUGUCGUCCUUCCUCCUAAUGUCCCAGGUAGCGCCGACAAGAACCUCUCCGAGAUCAAUUGUGAUCUCCUCGGCCGCCUCCACACCGCAUGUGCGCAACUGAAGGCAAGCUUGGAUGGCCACUACGUCAAAGAGUUGGAUUUACUCCUCUGCUCCUUGGCUCAAUGCCGAAGUCUACAUACCUCUCUGCAUCUUGACGCUGCCCAAUUGCUAGGCGCUUUUCGGUCACUCAAGGACGGCGAAGUCCUCAUCGUUCACAUCGUUGAGCAGAAUGCAGGCUUGCUGAUAGAUUAUGGUUCCGAUUCCUUGAGCGGCCACGUUCGUUUCGAAGCGUUUGAAGUCUCCGCGAAUUCCGAAAGCGUCUUACAGUCUCAGAAUGCCUUGCAAUGGGACUUUCCUGCUUCGGCAGCCUGCAUACCUACUGAGGUCUUCAAGGACUUCGGUUUCCAGAGAUAUCUGGCCGAGUUUUUGGAAAAAGCAAGCCUCAAGUUGGUCAAGAAGUUUGGCGCGUUCACAAACAAAGCAAAGUCGCGGGCAUAUGAGCCUCGCGAUAGUACGAAUCCGGCUCUGAUCACCGGAACGCUAAUCUCCUUGCUCGAGGGCAUUGGAGAUUCUGUUGCUGUCACGCAUCCAACUCGCAAACGCGUAAGAGAUGAAGUCCGCUGGAAGGAUUCCUACAUACCGUGGCGGAGGUCACCAUUCUGGCUGCUUGCACGCGUCGGCAUCCUUCGACAUCUGGAGCAAUUGACGAGUACCGCCAUUUCCAAUGCCCUGUACAAGGCCCUGAUGUGUCUGGUCCAUGCAAAUCUGUUGGAGGACACAGUUGGCGUGCUGAGUCCCGAGAAUUCCCAGCUUCUGCUGUCAAAGUUGUGUCGACGGAUUGCGAAAGUGGAGAAGGACGCGCUACUGGCCACUCCAGGCAGUGAUGCUUCGGCAGCAUAUACCAUCAUCAUCGAAAACCUGCGCCCGUUCCUUUCCCGCUUGACGAAAACGGCUUCUGAUAGACUUGAAGCUACAUGGGAAAGCUACAAAGACCGAACCAAACGUCAAAUCUCCCAAUUCAGAACACGGGUGGCGGGACCAACGAGCACCGUGCUUGCCCUCAAGAACAGUCUACCAUAUGGAAAGAUUCGAAAAAAUGAUGCCUUACAAUCAGCAUACAGAAAUGCGACCUGGGCAAUUGUGGCUAUCCUUGCACUGCCCAACCUGCAGGCGAGUCGAAAGGAUCCCCUUUCAACAGUACAUGAGUACUACCUCGCUUUCGCCCCGGAACUUCAAGCUCCAACCAGGAAAGGCAUCACCUUAGCCUCCGUACAUUUCCCUGUUCCAUUUGAGAAGGUUGCUGUCAACAAUGGUCUGAAGUUUGAAUACUAUGACCAGGUUUCGAAACUCUGGCCUGCGGAACACCUGGCUGACAUCACUUUCCGCCAUCACUGCGCGAUUCCAAUACUGCGAUGUAGCCCCUUUUCCAAGAUUGAAUACCUCUCAAAAAUCGCGUUCGAGAGGACUUCUGUGGACCCGACAGAAACCUUUUGUCCAUUCACACACCCAGUGGAUGUUGCUCGGUACGUUCUACCAGAGGCCAAGAUCUCGUCGAAAGAGAUCCUUGCCGGACUACCCCAAUGCCCUCAAACACUCGGCGCCCAGGAAUCCGUGGCUUUUCAAGGACUACUCUGCGGAAACCACCGACUAUGGCCCUCCAUCCUUGUGGGACUCGGAUCUUCGAACCUCAAUUUCAGCGCAGAGGCUGCUAUGUUGCUGACUCAAGCUCUACAUGGUCGAACCGGCGGCAAUCACGAUGGUGACCUGCACACCGCAAACGCCAUCUUUCGUGACAUGACUUUCUGCCGUAAGCUCUUGAGUCAAGUGGACAGACGCCUCCAAAGUAUCGCUUCUAACUGGCGAGAAAACUACUGCAUGGAGAUAUUGAUCAGCUUGAUACUGAAGUUAAUAAUGCUUGCGGAUGAGGAAACCGCUCAACACGCAUCCAAGCUGCUACUUGCGUCCCGUAAGACCACCAUGGAGUGGAUCAGAGCGAUUCGCAAGGACUUUUGGGCUACGACUGAUGCACAGUCCUCAGAGCGACUGUCUCACUUCAUUCUAUGGGCUGCACUGCUUUGCAGAAGAACCUUUACAAACGUCAACUUCAGGGAUCGACGAGUCCAAGAAGACUUCUCCAAAGUCGAAAUCAAUGGCUACGCCGGCGAGCAUGAGAUGGCAGAAGUGAAACUCUCUAAGUUAUCACUCAGUGCAUUUGUGGAGGCCUCCAUCUCCAUGCAAGAAAACCUCCCUCCUGAUCCGGCCCAGUUAGCUCCGCUCCUUCGCAAUGCCCUAAUCCGAGACUUGAAGAUGGUAUUCCACUUGGAAAAGACUCUGCGACGAUCACUGGACACAAACCCAUCCUGCUUGAUUUCAGCCGCGGUCCAAUCAGAAAUUCUGACUCGAGGGCCUGCCAUGAAAGUCAAACCUCAAAUCAAUUUCGACGAGCGCGCGGACGGUGUGUGGGCUAGGCUUGAUGUACCUGGAAAUGCACGAACAGAUCCCAUGUCCCUUGGAUUCCACCUUUUCUCCGGGACUUUCCUGAUCAACGGUCAGGUCCUGGAGAGGGAGCUUCCACCUAACAUCCGGGACACAGAAGCCAUCAAGAGACUCUUACCCUACCACAGACAUGUUGUCUAUCCGUCGUGUCUUCCCGGUAUGACGUACAAAAUCGGCUUGAACAUUGAGGGCCAUGAGAUUCAUUUGGGUUUCAGACAGGGCAAACUGGUGAUUCGGGCCUUGACCUCGCAGGACGAGCUCGAGUACAUCCCCAGCAGUGUUUUCCAGGGAGACCAGGCGUUUGACUUGCCAGCAUCAUUGACUGAAAAUUGCGUGCACUGGCUUCGCUUGCAAGAUGGUGUCAUCGAGGUGAGGAAAGCGCAGAAGAUUUGGAGACCGCAGCCUUCGAAUUGGCAGAUCAACUUAUCGAAGCAAAUCGCACAACGUCGCACAUCGCUAUUAGUCGAUCCUUCCAGCCCAUUUUUCAGUUUUGUGGCGCGAAUCUUCCAGCAUUUUGAGGAACCCCGCCACAUAACACUCUAUCAACCCCAGAAAGGUGCACUCUCGGUUGAGCUUCGGCGAUUUGAACUCAGCUUCUUUGUCAAUGGGAAGGGCCUCCUCGAAAGUGAGCAAUUGAAAGCAGAGAUCGAUUUGAACCAAGACGCGGGAACUUGGUUCGGUCUGCUGCCCAAGAUUAUCCUCCGUGACUCUUCAACUCCCAAGAAUCGCAGCGAUAUCGUACCCUUGGGACCACUACGAUCCGAGCGGAGGGGGCCCCACGUGGCAGUCACAAUCGACACAACUGAACCAGCUUACGGCAGAUUCUCCCUUGAUGAUGUACUCGGAAGAGUUACUUGCGCACCAGAACCCGGACUCCUUUACACCAAAGCGCUGUUGCAUGCGUCAACAUCAUUCUGUCUAGCGGAUCCUCUCACCGGCCAAACUGGCGUGGAGGAGGCUUGCGACAUCCUGGGAGGAGGCAACGCCCAGCCCUAUACUCCCCUCACAGCCGGAAAUAUACAGUCUGCCGAUAUGCGCCGGGCAAGCUUGUUCAUAUCUUAA